This is a messenger RNA of Hemiscyllium ocellatum (epaulette shark), 1282 nucleotides long. RefSeq names its product sorting nexin 3 (gene snx3). Gene Ontology annotation, biological process: endocytic recycling; late endosome to Golgi transport. Lineage: Eukaryota; Metazoa; Chordata; Chondrichthyes; Orectolobiformes; Hemiscylliidae. Gene Ontology annotation, molecular function: phosphatidylinositol-3-phosphate binding. The record is from RefSeq and is a predicted model, not a curated record. Gene Ontology annotation, cellular component: early endosome membrane; retromer complex. Bases 55 to 552 code for a protein of 165 amino acids. The transcript has 4 exons.
UGAUCAGCGAUAACAGGGAAGGUCAGGGGUGCCGACAGCAGGCCCGAAGGAAAAAUGGCGGAGGCUGUACCUGACACCCGGCGGCUGCUCACCAAGCCCCAGAGCAUCAACGACGCCUACGGGCCACCCAGCAACUUCCUGGAGAUCGACGUGGGUACUCCGCAGACGGUAGGGGUUGGCAGGCAGCGUUACACCACCUACGAGGUCCGGAUCAAGACUAAUCUUCCAAUCUUCAAGCUGAAGGAAUCUUCUGUCAGAAGAAGAUACAGUGAUUUUGAAUGGCUGAGAAAUGAACUUGAAAGGGAAAGCAAGGUUGUAGUGCCACCAUUACCUGGAAAAGCACUAUUUCGUCAGCUUCCAUUUAGAGGGGAUGAUGGAAUAUUUGACGAUAGUUUUAUAGAAGAAAGAAGACAAGGACUUGAGCAGUUCAUUAACAAAGUUGCUGGGCAUCCUUUGGCACAGAAUGAACGAUGUCUUCAUAUGUUUCUUCAAGAAGAAAUCAUAGACAAGAACUACACACCUGCAAAAGUGAAGCAUGCACAAACAGUGUGAAUGGACUAAAACACUGAUUCUUUUUCCCCGAGCAAUCCUUCCAUACCAAUUUAAUUAUGGCUUUGGUUAAUCCUCAGUGCAUCUUUCUACUUGAUGUUUCUGAAAGCAGAACUUCUGUGCAGAUCACAAACCAGGAAGAUCUACAUUCAGGAUUUAGAGCAAGCUCCUGUAAUUUGGCAUUGUAUAACCUUUUUGCUUUUUCAUUCUGAAGCCUUAAAUUGAGUAAAGAAAAUUGCUGAUGGAUUUUGUUCUUUGUGCCCAGAUGUUACACUUGGCAGAAAUUGCUGUCAGAUUUAUCUGGUAUAAGUAUAGCAUUUCUAACUUUUUAUCUGAUGCUUCAUCAGUUGAGAAUAUUUUUAUAAUGCAUGUGCUUUGUAAAUUAAUAAUCUAGCUGAACAUUAUACACUUGGCAAGAUGUCUGCUUUUGAAAAGAAUAUAGAUGGUAAAAGAUUUGUUUGAGCCCAAGCUGAAAUUGAAAUUCCAGCUUCUGGAAUGUUCUUUCAGACUGAACUGCAAUAUUAUUGUUGCUGUCUAACUUCCACUCUCUCUUCUUUCCCCAAUUGCUUGAAAAGCCCACAUCUAUUUAUGAUGUCCAUAACUCUGGCUGUUAUAAUUAUGUAUCAAAGUUCCAUUUAAAUUUGUUCCCUGAAAUAAGUUUUUGUACCAAACUUUUCUUGAUAAAAGUCUGUUUAUUUCUGUUUGCCAAACACUAAAACUCACCUUCUGUAAA